AUGUCGUUUUUCGGAUUCGACACGAGUGGUCCGCCAAAGGCAGACAAGGACCUUCAAACGUUAGACUUUGAAGACACCUACGAAGGUCUAGGAGAACACCCCGAGGAAGAAGAAGAUGCCUUCAACGACGAAACCUUUGGUGCUGAUAUCAAGACAGGUCGCGACUUCGAUUUUGGGACAGCGCAACCACAGGCUCAACACCUGAGUUAUGCACAAGCAGCCCAGAAGCCUAUAGUUGAAGAUGUGUUGAAGCCAAUGGCAUCUCUUUGGUCAGACCAGACAGUGCCGGAGCAGCAGCCACAACGUGCGCCAACAAGUGGACCAAAGGUUCUCUCUUUGGAAGAAAUUGAAGCCCAACUGAUGGGAAGACCAGUCCAGCCACCUCAGAUGAUGCAACCACAGAUGUAUGGCCAGAAUGGGUAUCCGUUCAUUAUGCCUCCAAAUGUGAACCCCCAGCAGUUCCAGCAGUUCCAGCAGCAAUUUGGUGGUCAGCUUCCUCCUGGAUUCAUGUUUCCACCUCAAGGGUACCCGGGUCAACCGCCCAUGUUCAUGCCAGGCAUGCCAAAUCAACAGGGUAUUCCUCCUCAAUUGCAGCAACAGCAUCUGCAUCAGUUCCAGCAAGCUCAGGCUCAACAGGCCCAGCAAGUUCCUGCUCAGUUUCAGGUUCAGCAUGGCCAACCACAGGGCCCUCCACAGGUUCAACAGGUCCAGCAACAACAACAACAACAACAACAACAAGCUCAACCAGUUCAUCCUCAAGCUCAAGCUCAAGCUCAAGCUCCAAUUCCGGCUCCAGCUCCACAACCUCAGGCUCCAGCUCAGCCUGCUGAGACCCAAGCUCAGGCUCCAGCUCAGACCCCUGCUCCCUCCCAACCACAGAGUGCGCCAAGAGCACAAGCUUCAUCUAACGGCCAGAAGUUGCCUCUAGACGAGUUUCCAGUUUUGGGCUCUGCAUCUGUUCGUGAGCACCCAACUCAACCUGCCCAACAACAGAGCUACCAACAGAGACAAUACUCGCAACAUUCACAAAAUCCACAGUAUCUGCAGAACCCGCAGAACCGUGGCAGGAUUCAAAGACCAAGACAAGAUCUCACUCCUGAAGAAAGAGAGAAGCUGAUCAUAAGAUCAAACAAGGUUGCGCGCAUCACUCGUAGCUCUGGCUUUAUGACUCCAAGAGAUAAGGACUUCGUGACCCGGUUCCAGCUUUCGCAAAUCGUUUCGCAGGAUCCUUUCAAUGAAGAUUUUUACCACCAGAUUUUCAAGAUUUUGAGAAAUCCGGGCGGAGGUGCUGAGGACAUGUCCUACAUUGCGCAGAAGUACCUUGACCAAUCAGGUCACAGACUUGGUGGUAAGAACAGAAGAGCAGAUGUUGCUUUGCAGAGGAUGCAGCAACAAAUAUCCAAGGCCGUUACUGUGGCGAAGGAGAGAGGAGAGAGAACCGGUACCUUGGCACGUGAGGGUGCUCUUGGAAAGGUGAGUAUUGGCUCCAUUCGUCAACCACGCAAGCAACUUGUUGUUAAGCGCAGCGAGAACGCUACCGAGGACGAGCUCAAACAGUUGAACCGUAACCCAGCAAAAAUCUCCAAGUUCACCAGACAAGCCCAGCUCAACAUCAUCGAAAAAGUUUAUUCAAUUUUGCUCGGCUUGGAGACUCUUGAGAGGGAAGCCAAACCUAUUUCAACAGAAGAGCUCUUUGAGGCUUUGCAUGUCUUGGAUGUGGUCUCCGAUGAAGAGGAACAUCCUUUCAUUUCCUUGCUCGGUUAUGAAAAGGGAAUGAGACUCUUUUCCCGUUGUUUCCACCUGUUGACUCCAGACCAGAAGAAUGCUUGUUUGCUCUGUCUCUUUGGCAAUCUGCAGAAGCUGAAUGUUGUUUUGAGAGGCUCUUACAAGAACUACGAGACAUCCAACUUUGUGAUUCCAGAGGCUGUUGAGAAAAAGAUUAACGUGUUCCAGAUGACAGUGAUGAAAACUCUCGUCUUAUACAUCUCGGAGGCGAGCUUCGAGCAGGUCCUCCGCUUCAUCAUCGAGCUUGAGAGCUCCAACAGCGUUUUGUUUGUAUGUACCUCGAAGAUUGGAUUGUCACUUAUCACCGUGCUGAUUUCGCGCCUUGAACUGAUCAAGCAGGAGUCCAAUGCCAAUUUGUCAGAGGCUGAACUCGAGGCCUGGAGCCUCACUUACGACAAGCUUUUUGCCAACCUCGAAGAGAGAUUGGUUUUGAUCUAUCCACCAACCCUGUCUUCAUCGAAAUCGGCCUCGUUUAAGCCGGAUGAUGACUCGUACAUCUGGCAGUUCCUAGCGUCUGUUGCAUUGGCAGGUAAACUUCAACACCAGAGAGUGAUUGUUGACGAGGUUAGAGACGAGAUUUUCGGAAUCAUGGGCAAGGCCCGGGUUCUGAGCGAGGAAGGUAACUCACUGGACUCGGCCAAAUUCAUUGGAAAUCUCAAUCUGUUCUUGAAUGUGAUGGGAUUGAAGGCCUCCGAGACGGACAUUUCGGAAUUGUAA
Molecule: messenger RNA, 2502 nt
Organism: Kuraishia capsulata CBS 1993
Lineage: Eukaryota; Fungi; Ascomycota; Pichiomycetes; Pichiales; Pichiaceae
Exons: 1
Coding region: 1-2502 (833 amino acids)
Biological process (GO): deadenylation-dependent decapping of nuclear-transcribed mRNA; P-body assembly
Cellular component (GO): P-body
Molecular function (GO): RNA binding
Source: RefSeq, a predicted model, not a curated record